CAGCGCGCUCAGUUGGUUUAGACGUGUUCACGGAGCUCUUACAAAAGCCACUCUUGGUCCACGAAAAGAGCGUUAAGCCAAAAGGGCAGAGAGAGAGAGAAAUAUAAACAAACAAAAGCAGCUCUCCCAGUGGUGGCUAUGAAAAUGAUCGGCAGCGAUUACGUACUGGAAGCCCAUAACAUUUUCCAUACCACCGAGGUGGAUGGUGGUGGCUGUUUUAAUGGAGCCGGCAACUCGGCCCUGGUGCUCAAAGGCGUCAAUCUCACAGUGCACAGCGGCGAGGUUAUGGCCAUUCUGGGUUCGAAAGGUAGUGGUAAGAGGGCUCUUCUAGACGUCAUUUCUAGGCGUGCUGAUGGAGCUACUCGCGGUCAGGUGCUGCUCAAUGGAUCCCCUCUCUCAAAGGCACUUUUCCAACAGCGAUGCGGCUAUGUCACCCAGUCCUGCACCUUUGUUCCCGGCCUAACAGUGGCCCAGACUCUUCACUACACUCCCACCAUAUUAAGUGGCUAUCUGAAGAGUUCCAAGGUGCGACAAGUGCUGGCGGAUCUGGCCCUAUCACAAGUGGCUCACAAGAGAGUGGAAUACCUUAACAUCAGCGAGGCAAGACGUCUGGCCAUUGGAAUACAAUUGGUCAGAGAUCCAGUCAUGCUAUUGUUGGAUGAACCGACGCAUGGCCUGGAUCCCUUGAGUGCCUAUCUGCUGAUAUCAAUUUUGUCCAACACUGCCAAGAAGACCGGCUGUGGCAUUCUUCUUUCCCUGGAGAAGCCACGCUCCGAUGUGUUUCCAUUCUUGGAUCGUGCACUGUUCCUCUGCCUAGGUGGAGUGGUGUAUUCCGGUGGUACUCGUGCCAUGCUAGAGUACUUCCAUGGCAUUGGCUUUCCCUGUCCACAGCUGGAAAAUCCUUUAAUGUACUAUCUCUGCCUGUCCACGGUGGAUCGUCGGAGUCGCGAUCGAUUCUUGGAGUCCAGCCAGCAGAUUGAGGCGUUGGUGGAGCGCUUCUCUCGCGAAACUCCCAUCUCGGAUGCCCCUCUGAAUAACAUGGGAUCAGGCAAGGUGCCUUUGGCUUAUGGGAAACCAGGUGAACUUAAAGUUUGGGUUAUGUUGUAUUUGAAACUACUGGCAUCAACCUUCUCGUGUGGUCUCGUGGGCAUGAAGACGCUUUUCCUCCGCAUGUUAUUACUUCCUUUGGCUUUGAGCAUCCUUUGGGCGUUCUACACAGAUCUCGGGGACGAUGCACAUGGAUUCUUUACCAAAAACGGCAUGAUCCUUAAUAUUUUAGGCUUGUCUUACGGCUGCGGAAUCUUGACCACCAUAUCCCUAUUUCCCAUUUGGCGCAAGAAGUUCUCGCAGGACACACCAGAGGGCCUAUAUUCGGGGACCACUUUACUGAUUGCCUACAACUCCGUGUCCAUACCAUUCUCCGCCGUAUCCGCAGUAAUCGCUAGCUGUGUUCUUUAUCCUCUUCUCUUGGAUGUGAAGUAUAAUAAUGGCAUAGUCUUCGCCUAUUUGCUGGUGGCUCUUUGGUCUAGUUUUGUACUUGCCGAGCAACUUACGAUUGCCUUCCUUUUGGUGGUCAAGGUUCCCUUCAAUGCAGCUAUUGCAGUGACCUAUGUGCUGGUGAUUAGUAUUGCAUUGGCCAGUGGAACUGUGCGCUCCUUCAAAGGCCUCCAACCUUGGCUGCAAGACAACACCAAGGGCACCCACACUCGCUAUGCAUCCUCCUUGCUGCAUAGCAUCGCCUUCCAGUCCCGGAAGCUUAAUUGCACUCCAACAGCUUCCGUGAUCUGUCCCAAGCCAGCUGACUUCAUGCACGAGCGACUGGGAUUGCCGGAUCCAGAUGAAACCAUCGAUGUGGCCGCCUCUUGCGCAUUUGCCGUGGGCUUAGCCGCCUUCAAUAUGUUGGUCUACUUAUUUCCCAUGCCAAGAUGCGUUCGACAGAAGUUCAAGGACUGAAGAUCACUAAUAUAUAUGUUUCUUCUAGAGUUUAGAUUAAUUUAAUAAAAAACUUCUCAAAUUAUAUACUUAAA
Molecule: messenger RNA, 2027 nt
Organism: Drosophila eugracilis
Lineage: Eukaryota; Metazoa; Arthropoda; Insecta; Diptera; Drosophilidae
Product: ATP-binding cassette sub-family G member 5
Exons: 12
Coding region: 139-1953 (604 amino acids)
Cellular component (GO): plasma membrane
Molecular function (GO): ATP hydrolysis activity; ATP binding
Source: RefSeq, a predicted model, not a curated record